This is a messenger RNA of Sphaeramia orbicularis (orbiculate cardinalfish), 2116 nucleotides long. Its product is annotated as zinc finger protein 596-like. Gene Ontology annotation, molecular function: DNA-binding transcription factor activity; RNA polymerase II cis-regulatory region sequence-specific DNA binding. NCBI's taxonomy places the organism in Eukaryota, Metazoa, Chordata, Actinopteri, Kurtiformes, Apogonidae. Gene Ontology annotation, biological process: regulation of transcription by RNA polymerase II. Bases 317 to 1432 code for a protein of 371 amino acids. The transcript is spliced from 5 exons. The record is from RefSeq and is a predicted model, not a curated record.
UGAUUAUGGCCGCACGUACAUGAAGCUAGCAAUUAACGUAUCGUUUAGUGAAUAAAAUCAUUAGUAUGUUGGAUUUAAUGACUUUUAAAGACGAGCUUUCGCUCAUCAUAGAUACCAUGGCCAAAUCGGUGGUGACUGAGAUCUACACAGCGGCGCAGAAAGUGUCUUUAAACAAACAAAACCCCGAGGCGGAGAAGAGACUAGCAGCUCUUGUUGACUGUUUGUGUGUCGAAGCUGUGGAGAAAAUCCUGAAGAUGGUGGAGCUGGCUGUAGUGAAGAACCAGGAGAGUCCAGGUCCAGUGCUGAAGGAGGCUAAAUGUGGGGGCGGUGCACAAUUGACCCCUGCUCUAGGACAGACCUAUGUCCUGCUGUUCAAGGUGAGUGUUUGAAGCCACAGAGACUCCGACUGUUGGGGCUGAUACGUAACCCUGUUGUGUAUCUGCAGAAUGCCGAUGCCUCAUCCAGAUGUGUGUUCAUGCCUGUGCAGAGCUGCGUCCAAACCCCCGGUGAAAUCCAUCUCCGUGAUGCAGCAGCUGAAGCUCUCCCUCCUAGCACUGACUCCUCCCCUUUCCUUCACACACAAUCUGACCUCCCAGAUCACCAAUACGCCCGGCCGUCCUCUCAGAUGUUACCUGAAGGGGUCGGAGUCAGCACCAGACGCAGCAGGAAACGUCAGGGCAGCAGAUGGAUGAAGACUUCCGACAAACCGACAGAGGGACUGGACUGGUCUCACGCAUGUUCUCUGUGCAGGAUGUUGUUUCCAAAUGCAGAGCGGCUCUCAGACCACCACAGGAAGUCCCACCCAGUGUGUUCUGUGUGUGGGACACUGUUCACCGGAGUCCUGAAGCUCCGACAACAUGAGAUCUCAGAACACGGCCUGCUGCCCUUUACCUGCAACUACUGCCCCAAAAGAUUCAACCACAAAGCUCACCGUGACCUGCAUGUUAAGACACGCCACACGGGGGAAAAGACAUGUCAAUGCGACAUCUGCGGAAAAGGAUACGCCUGCAUCAGUGUGAUGAAAACGCACCGCCUCACACACUUUGAUAAGGCAUUCAUCUGCAGCAUCUGUGGGAAGAGCUUCUACCAUGCCUGUCACCUGACCCGCCACAAGAUGGUCCAUCAGGAUGAGAGGCCACACAGGUGUCCAACCUGUGGGAGGGGCUUCACGCAGGCUGCCAACCUGCGCAGCCAUCAGGUGAUCCACAGCGGAGAGCGGGAGCUGUGUUCUAUCUGUGGAAAGCGUUACCGCUGUCUGAGGAACCACCUGAUCAGUAAACAUUCAGACGAGCUGCCUCUGACUCAGACCGUCAUCAGCUGCAACGUCUGCGGGAAGAAGUUCCCAACGCCUCACAGUUCAAAGUUCACCAGAGGAGCCACACCGGCGAGAGGCCCUUUAGCUGCGACAUCUGUGGGAAGAGCUACCGUCUGAAGGAGCUACUGAAGGACCACCGCCACACCCAUAGUGGCGAGAAGCCCUACAGGUGCCCACAGUGUCCAAAAACCUUUAGCCUCAGCACCAGCUUCACCCGACACCGCAGCAUCCACAGCACAGAGACACCGUACAGUUGCUCCACCUGCGGGAAGCACUUCAGACUGCACACCUUCCUCAAAGCACACCUGCUGACCAAGGCUCACCUGAAGAAGAGCCAGAGGAGGGCUCAGCCUCUGACCUCUGAGGCUGACCCCUGACCUCUGACCCCUGACACUUUGACUCUAAUUUAAGACCAGCGUGGUUUAACCCUGGUCCUGGGUUCAACUUGAGAGUCCGGGUCUUCGUAUCCAGAGGGAAUCCAGUUCUUCAGUUUGUUACAGAUGUAAUACCACUGACGGCCACUAGAUGCUGCUCAUAAAGCCUGUAGAUUCACACUAAACCGAACCAUAACAAUAAAACUAAUUUUGCCCAGGACUCAUUCUGGUCUCAUUGGUUUUAUGUGGACCUUCUACUCAGAGAUCUGGUCCAUGGUCCUGGUCUGGAGGUGUUUACUCCACUCCACUGUUCAUCAGGUCUAAUCAAAGCUGAAGAUGAUUGACAAGUGUGAUUGACAGUUCGUUUCUGUUGAGUCAGACUUUCAGUUUCUGUUUAUCUAAUAAAACACAUUUUUUUUCCAAAAUA